AUGAGGACGAAUGAUUUUGUAACCCGGUUCCUGGCCCUCUCCAUCCAAGGGGGUCUUGGUUAUGAAAAUGCAGUGGAGCUGCUGGAAUGCAAUGUGAACCCCCACAUUGCAGAACAACUUUACCUGCAGGAUAUGAGAAGUGAGAAUCUCUCUGAAGCAGCGGAGGAGGUUCAAAAGAUAGGUAGGGCCAUAGAGCUCUACAAAAUGCACCAAGGUGGGCGUGGUGCUCCUAUGGAUAUUGGCGCGGUCCAGGGCGGACAAAAGCGCAGAUUCACCUGCUUCAAUUGUGGGCAGGAGGGGCACAUGGCCCAAGAUUGUAGAAAUAGGGCGCAGGCUGUCCAACAAAAAAACCAAGGGCGCCAGGUGCACCAAUUAGAAACGGAGAAAUUGGACGAUCAGCUCAAUACUCUGGCCGGUUAUUCUUACGACAAGAUCCGGGCCUUCUUUUAUGAUCAGCAAGCCGCUGAGAUGAAGGCUCAGGGAAAAGAGUUUGGAGCUUAG
Molecule: messenger RNA, 501 nt
Organism: Serpula lacrymans var. lacrymans S7.9
Lineage: Eukaryota; Fungi; Basidiomycota; Agaricomycetes; Boletales; Serpulaceae
Exons: 2
Coding region: 1-501 (166 amino acids)
Molecular function (GO): zinc ion binding; nucleic acid binding
Source: RefSeq, a predicted model, not a curated record